Messenger RNA from Lontra canadensis (Northern American river otter), 2126 nucleotides. RefSeq names its product SH2 domain containing 5 (gene SH2D5). Gene Ontology annotation, cellular component: postsynaptic density. The coding region runs from base 104 to 1393 and encodes 429 amino acids. The record is from RefSeq and is a predicted model, not a curated record. The transcript has 10 exons. NCBI's taxonomy places the organism in Eukaryota, Metazoa, Chordata, Mammalia, Carnivora, Mustelidae.
GUAGGAGCAGAUAAAUGUACAACCCCAGGAGGCAGGUGCUAUUACUAUCCCCACUUUACGGCCUUUUCUCCCGUGGAGCUGGAAGCUGGGGACCCUGGGGGCCAUGCAGAGGGCCGGGGCAGGGGGCCGGAGGGCCUCUGAUUGCGGCCCUGCCCCUCACCGGCCCAGGUGCAUCACCAAGUUUGCCCAGCAGUACGUGGGCUCCUUCCCCGUGGACGACCUGGACACCCAGGAGAGUGUGUGGCUUGUACAACAACAGCUGUGGGCACUGAAGGAUUGUCCCCGACGCCGGGCUGUCAUCCUGAAAUUCAGCCUUCAGGGCCUCAAGAUCUACAGCGGGGAGGGCGAGGUGCUCCUGAUGGCUCACGCCCUGCGGCGCAUCCUCUACUCCACCUGGUGCCCUGCUGACUGCCAGUUCGCCUUCAUGGCCCGAAACCCCCAGAGCCCGGCCAACAAGCUCUUCUGCCACCUCUUCGUGGGCAACCAGCCUGGAGAGGUCCAGAUCCUGCACCUGCUGCUCUGCCGCUCCUUCCAGCUCGCUUACCUCCUGCAGCACCCUGAGCAGCGCGCACAGCCUGAGCCCUGCCUGGGGUCUGCAGGGGACGUAGCCCCGAAGCAGCUGUCUAGCCCUGGGGUCCCCCCUGGCCUAGUACGGGAACCCUUCAGCCGUGGUCAGCUCUCACAGAACGUGCAUGCACUGGUCUCCUUCCGGCGGCUGCCAGCAGAGGGGCCCGUGGGCAGUGGGAAGGAGCUGCUGGAGUCUGAAGGCCGAGGCGGGGGCCGCCAGGCCCGCCUGGGGAAUCCUUACUGCUCGCCCACGCUGGUGCGCAAGAAGGCCAUUCGAAGCAAGGUGAUCCGCUCUGGGGCCUACCGCGGCUGCACCUACGAGACCCAGCUGCAGCUGUCCGCUCGGGAGGCCUUUCCUGCCGCAUGGGAGGCGUGGCCCCGGGGGCCUGGUGGCCCCUCAUGUCUGGUGGAGAGCGAGGGGAGCCUGACGGAGAACAUCUGGGCCUUUGCUGGCAUCUCCAGGCCCAGCGCCCUUGCCCUGCUGCGGAGAGACGUGCUUGGAGCCUUCCUGCUGUGGCCCGAGCCUGGCACCAGUGGCCAGUGGUGCCUGUCGGUGCGGACACAGUGUGGUGUGGUCCCCCACCAGGUCUUCCGGAACCACUUGGGCCGCUACUGCGUGGAGCACCUGCCGGCCGAGUUUGCCAGCCUGGAGGCCCUGCUGGAGCACCACGCUGGGACGGAGCGCAGCCUCUUCUGCUCCCUUGACAUGGGCCGCCUGAACCCCAGCUACGAAGAGCAGGACUGCGGGUCCGAGGGCAGACCCCCCCGGACACUGCGGCCCCUUGGCCAUGCCAAGUCCGAGGCAGAGCUUCAGGGCCUGGGCUAGGAGGUGAGCCCCCGGCCCUACUUCACCCUGGCUCCUGGGCCUCACCAGGCCGCCCUGCCCCUCUGCUGCCCUGCUGGUCACCAGUUCCACCCGCCGACUCUGUCCCUCGGACCAAUAUUCCAUCAUGUCACCGCCUGUGCUAGUGGGGAGCCCUGACACUGGGGAUCGCUGGUGGCUUCUCACGAGACAUGUGGUCCGCGGAGAUUGUAGGUGGGGCAGGCGGAGCUCCAGGCUUUCCAGUCACCUGCUGUGUGACUUCGGAUGCUUGUCUCUGGGCUUCACUUUACUCCUGGGAGGGGAACUUGCUGAGGGGGCAGGAAGGUUUGUUCAUGAGGGAUGUGGUCCUCUCCCAAAGAGGCCAGCCCUUGGGGCCCUGACCGGGAGUCUCCCGACAGUACCCGACUGAGGCGGCCGGGCACAUGAGGGCGAGGUGACUGGGGAGGCUGGAGUGAGUCCUCAGUGUGGGCAGAGACCUGGGAGUGAGCCACCCUCACCAGGAGAGAAACGGAGAGCGCUCGGAGGAGCUGACAGGCCUGGCGGCUGGGCCCAGCUGCACCCGCCGGCAGAGCACAGCCUGUGUCUCACAGCAUCGGACAGCGAGGGAGUCUUCCACUGGAUUCUGUGAAUUCCAUUCUUAGGAAUGAAGCUUAGGAGGGCAUGGAAAGGCAGGAUGGACAAAGAGCCGCGCCCCCCACAUGCCCGCACACACGCGGACACCUGUCUCUAGAAGGGA